Molecule: messenger RNA, 2673 nt
Organism: Hydatigera taeniaeformis
Lineage: Eukaryota; Metazoa; Platyhelminthes; Cestoda; Cyclophyllidea; Taeniidae
Source: the annotation of a GenBank genome assembly
AUGUCAAAACCACCCCGAUCCAGUACUUCGAAGAAGGUGCAACAUCAGUCGAACGGGAUAACUGCUGAACAUAUAAAUGGAAGAGUUCACUUGCCUCUCCUUCUCCCUAAACCGCCUCCUGUCCUUGUCGAAAAUUCUGCUGUUGCUGCUGCUCCUUCAAUCGUGACAGAGCAGGCAAAUGAGAUUAAACCGCGUCGACGAGUUGUGCGAGGGAGGCGGAGAAAUACGAAAAACUGUAAAACCGACAAGUCUGCCACUGUUGAAAAUGGCAUCGGGUCUCUGCCUGUCACUACUGAAGGCGCUACUGUGAACGGCGAGAACAGCUCUUCCUCCCGUGUUACAGAAUCCGCAACUCAGAUGAGUGGUGCCGAAUGUCAGGCUAAUUAUGAGGAGUUUGUACGUACCUUCGCUGUUCCAACUCAUCUUUAUCGCUAUCUGGCUACUCGGCAUCGAAUCAGACCUACCCACUUAACCAGAAAUCUGAGAUACAUGCACCCUACAGGACAGCACUGUGGUAGACGAAGAGAGACUCUUGCAGAAGUGGUUACUCGGCUUCUAUCGACAGAGGCGAUGCAAUCAGCUGGCUUGUCGCGACCGAAGCGUUCAAUUAAGUCGGGCUCUAGUGGUUCUCCUGUUGGCAGCAAUGCUCUUCCCGCGGAGCAUCAGUGGCCUGAUGAGAUCGAAAUUAUCAUGGAGGGGUUCUUCGAUAGUGAAAAGGAGAAUGAUUGGGUUACUGUGGAGUCCUCAGUUAAUCUCUUCUCUCGUGUCGCCUGGGCUUGGCGUCGCAACUUCUGUCCUCUGGACUCCCUUGUUCUCGUCUCACGCGAUGUUGCCUGCAACUGCAAUGGUGAGGCUCCGUCUGCCUCUGCUACUCGUCCCCCUCUUGUCCCUUCCGCUCGUUUCCGCAUUGUUGACGUGCUGCGCACUGCUGCAGUGCUGGAUAACGCUCCUCCUACAGAUGCUCUCAUCUCCACCAUCUGCUCACGCGUCAAUAGCGCUCAACUCGAACUAGAAGUACAUGUGAUCGAACGACGCCGAGCACGACACAUAAAUGGCGCGGAAGCGGGGGAACCAUUGGGGCAAACCGCUUAUCCAGUGGUCUACUCUACCUCCUCGUUGCCUCUUUUCUUCACUCCUGAGCCCGGAUCAACUGCUAGUUCAUUCCUACUCACUCCGGGUAUCUACGAGCUCCGUUUAGGCAUUCAAGCGGCUCCCAUCCCCAUACCAGAAGACUGCAGAGCUCUACCAAUCUCACUACCUUCUAGAUCGGUUAUGGCUCUUGAGGGUGGAACACCCACUGCUGGUAAUGGCGACCACCGAGUGGGAUUUCAGGGUUCUUCCUCAAUCUUUCCAAGGUUCCCUAAGGGCACUGCUUGUGCAGCGCUGGACGAGUACUCCCGAUGGCCACACUUACGGUUCCGUGUGAUUUGGCAUUCUGUUUCCACCUUCGCUCCCUUUCCUGUCUCUAUUCAAAGGCCACAUAUGGUGAAGAGCACUCGAAAUCCUCUGAAACGCUUGCUGUCGGAAUUGGAAGGGGGUCCUCCAUCGAAGGUUACGAAAUUUCAACACCAGGACGAGGUGGAGCCGGUGAAGGCUGAGGAGGAAGAAUCAAACGCCUCGAAUUCCUGCGGCUUCACUUCGACUUCUAUUGAUGUAAUCUAUCUCUUCUUUUAUGGUGGCGAUGAGAAGCGUAUUCUGCAGUGGACGAAAACUCGAGACAUGAUUUGUCCCUGGUGCAAGCUGGAGUGUCGUCGAGGUGACAAAGUAUAUCCCAGCUGUCUAAUGGCACACCUCCGCUGUUGUCACCCUCGUUUCCGUUUCUCCGGAUCCUGGCAACGCGAAACUAGUCAGCUCGUGCUUGAAGUGACCUUGGACGAGAGCUAUGACGGCUCUAAUGACUGUGUCCCGCGUACCUACCGCCCAAGCACAAACAGCGCGCCUGAUAAUGGGGUGGACGUGUGUCUGACUGAGACGUCGGCUUCACGCAAUCCACACCACCUCCCCCUGGUUGGCGGGUGGACGGGUUACUGUGGUGAGGCCGAAAAUAAUCUUCGGGACGCGAGAAAACUUGCCACAUCGCGAUUCCUCCAGCGGCGGCGUCGACAGCCCCUCAAACGUCUACCGUUCAGUCAGCUCAUUUACUGGCGAGGGGUGGAGCGAUUUUCUGGCUCCGGUCAAGAGCUCACUGGAGAGAUAGCUUCAAUGUCAGCCGCUACAGCUGCAGCAAUGGCGGUGGCGGUGGCAGCGGCCGGUCCAUUGGAGGUGGGUCACAAGCGAGUGUACUUUCAUACCACCACUCUGCAGCCUAUCGAACCAACAGCUUUCGAUGACUGCGACUCCGAGGACGAGGACGCGCCACAAUGGCUACGCGAUCAUUACCAGCGCAAAGUAGAGGAGUUCACAGAUGUCAAUAAAGGUGAGAAGGAGUUUAUGCAGAUCUGGAACGCCUUCCUCCUCUCCAUUCGACCCUCUGAGACUGUUGUCAGUGAUAGUCAAAUGGGUCACUUGCUCCUUGCUUUCGUCCGACGCUAUGGCAAUCGUCUGCACUAUCAUCACCUCCGCAACAACUUCAUUCUCCACCUUGCCAAUCUUUACGACUAUGGUCUCUUGGCUCCCAGUCUCAUGCGUAAAGUCACCUGCGCUUUCGAUGAUUUGAAAUCCUCCUCCCGUUAG